This is a messenger RNA of Priceomyces carsonii, 3276 nucleotides long. RefSeq lists its product as uncharacterized. Gene Ontology annotation, cellular component: nucleus; cytoplasm. NCBI's taxonomy places the organism in Eukaryota, Fungi, Ascomycota, Pichiomycetes, Serinales, Debaryomycetaceae. The record is from RefSeq and is a predicted model, not a curated record. Gene Ontology annotation, biological process: protein import into nucleus. The transcript has a single exon. The coding region runs from base 1 to 3276 and encodes 1091 amino acids. Gene Ontology annotation, molecular function: nuclear import signal receptor activity.
AUGUCAGCUUUACCGACAGAGAUGCACGGGGUAUUGAUCCAGUUGGUAGGUGGGUUAUCUUCAGCAGAUAAUUCUGUUAGAUCAGAAGCAGAAAAGUUACUUGAUAGUGAGUGGUCAAGUAAAGAAAACGUUGAGAUGUUGUUGAUUUUUUUGGCUGAGCAAGCAUGCGCCCCUAAUGAUGAUACGUUGAAGUCUUUCUGUGCUGUUUUGUUUAGACGAGUUGCGAUAAAGUCCCCAAAGGAGCUUUCAAGCGUUACAGAUAGAACUAUUGGUGUCAUAAGUGAACCCGUUAAGCAACAAAUCAGGACAAUAUUGCUACAAGGCUUUAAAUCUCAACAACCAAAUCAAGUUAGACACAAGCUUUCGGAUGCAAUAUCUGAAGUUGCCAAGGAAGAUGCGUCACCACAAGGGACUUGGAAUGAAUUAAUACCAGCGUUGUUCGAAGCGGCAACCAGCAGCGAUAAAAGCUUACGCGAAUCUGCAUUUAGAGUUUUCUCCUCUGCUCCUGAGCUAAUUGAUAAAUCUUACAUUAAUGAAGUCUUACCAAUAUUUAAUUCAGGAUUUGGUGAUGGAAAUGACGAUGUUAGGAUUGCUGCUUGUACAGCCUUCGUUGCCUUCUUUCGUGAGCUUCCCAAGAAAAGCUGGCAAUCUUUAUCCCCAUUGUUGCCAAACUUAUUAAACUCUCUUCCUAGAUUUUUGCAAAAUGGACAAGAUGAGGCUCUAGCUUCUGUUUUAGAGUCCCUCAUUGACUUGGUUGAGCUCGCUCCCAAAAUGUUCAAAGAUAUGUUUCCCACGAUAAUCGAAUUUUGUGCGGCUGUUUCCAAGAACAAAGAUUUGGAUUCAAGCUGUCGAAUGGCCGCCUUAGAAUUGCUCACUACAUUUGCUGAAGUCUCUCCAGGUAUGUGUAAACGCACAAGCUCGUACACUGAUAAUAUAGUCUUAAUAACUUUGUCAAUGUUGACGGAAGUUUGUAUCGACGACGAUGAUGCAGCCGAAUGGAAUAAUAAUGACGACACAGAGGAUGAUGAAGAUGAACCUGAAUAUGAUGCUGCACGCCAGGCGUUAGAUCGCGUUGCUUUAAGAUUAAAUGGCCAAUCUUUAGCAUCACCUCUUUUCCGGUAUUUACCCACUAUGGUUCAUUCUUCAGAAUGGAGGGAACGGCAAGCCGCUAUGAUGGCAUUAUCAUCAGCUGCUGAAGGUUGCUCGGAUGUUUUAAUUAGUGAAAUACCAAGAAUAUUCGAUUUGAUAUUACCCUUGUUGAAUGAUCAACAUCCAAGAGUUCAAUAUGCUUGCUGCAAUGCUCUCGGUCAAAUGUCAACGGAUUUUGCUGAUGUGAUUCAACGGACGGCAGGGGACAGAAUAUUACCAGCCUUGAUCUCUAAGCUCACGAGCAAGUCUGUUCCUAGAGUUCAAGCACAUGCAGCUGCGGCACUUGUAAAUUUUUCAGAGGCUGCAUCAAAGGAAGUUUUGGAACCGUUUUUGGACGAUCUUUUAAAUAACCUCUUAGGUCUAUUACAGUCUCCUAAGAGAUAUGUUCAAGAACAAGUUUUAACAACAAUUGCAAUUAUUGCAGAUGCAGCUGAGAAAAAAUUUAUAAAGUACUACGAUACUUUAAUGCCUCUCUUAACUGAUGUUUUAAAAACUGAUAUGGGGAAAGAGAACCGGUUAUUAAAGGCAAAAUGUAUCGAGUGUUCCACUUUAAUUGCUUUGGCAGUAGGGAAAGAAAAAUUUGCUCCUCAUUGUCAAGAUUUGAUUAACUUAUUCGGCCACAUUCAAGAAACGGCAACAGAAGAUGAUGAUCCUGUAAGACCAUAUUUGGAACAAGGCUGGGGCCGAAUUUGUAGAAUAAUAGGCCGUGAUUUUGUUCCUUAUUUACCAGCGGUUUUACCCCCACUUUUGAAAGCUGCAAGAGCUACGCAAGAUAUAUCCUUAUUGGAAGAAGAGGAAGCAGAGGAGUUCAAUUCCAACGAAGAGUGGGAUGUAAUAAAUCUAUCAGGAAAACUUAUCGCAGUGCAUACAGCUGCAUUGGAUGACAAGGUAUCAGCCAUGGAUCUCUUAAGAACUUAUGCAAUUCAAUUAAAAGGAGAUUUUUUUCCUUGGGUCAAUGAAAUAGUUCAAGAUAUUGGUAUUCCCGCGUUAGAUUUUUACUUGCAUGAUGGUGUCCGUGCAUCUGCGGCAUUGACUUUGGCGUCUUUAUUGAGGUGUUCAAUAUAUGCGACAGGUAAUUCUUCAAAUGAAACCUUGCACCUUUGGUCUCAGAUUUCAAAUAAGUUAGUCGAUGCUCUUACAAAUGAGCCUGUUCCCGAGUUAUUGGUCGCUUACUAUACUGCACUAGUAGAGUCAGUUGGAUAUCUAGGGUUGAAUUCGUUAUCCGCCGAUCAAUUGCAGCUCUUGGCCAAAUCUAUUAAUUCUAAUUUGACUGAAAUUUUUGAACGUAUCAAAGAACGUGACAAUGCAGAUGAUGAAUACACCGAAGAUGUGGAAGAAGAUGAAGAUGAGUACACGGAUGAAGAAUUACUUGAUGAGAUAAAUAAGGCUAUUUCUGCUAUCUUCAAAAAUUCAAAGUCAAAUUUCUUACCAGCAUUUCAAAUUUUGGCUUCUACGGUUGCGACUUUCAUAAACGAUGAAAACACGAAUAUAAAGUUAUGUGGGUUAUGCAUUAUUUGCGAUCUAAUUGAGCAUUGCGGCCCUGACUCUGUCAUUUAUAAGGACAUGUUUCUCAAUAUUGUUGGUGAAUCAUUGACUUCUUCGCAUGCAGGCAUUCGCCAGGCUGCAGCUUACUCUGUUGGCGUUUCCGCUCAAUUUGGGGGUAGCAGCUAUUCAGAUUUUUGCAUAGCUUGCUUAGAACCAAUGUUCAAGAUGUCGUCUGUCCCAGAUGCCCGUGCAGAUGAAAAUGUACAUGCGACUGAGAAUUUUAUUUGCGCCAUUGCCAAGGUAUGUCAUAGUUUUGGACUGUCAACCCCUAAUUUAGACUCCGUUUUGCAACAAUGGAUAAAUCUCUUGCCGUCUUUGCAAGAUGACGAAGCUGCUCCAUUCACUUAUACUUUCUUGAGUGAGCUAAUCAAUAACCAACACCCAGCAGUAAUGGGUCAAAUACCAAAAGUAGUUGACUCUGUGAUUCAAGCUCUCGCGCACGAGAUAAUUGCAGGCAAUGUCGCUGAGAGGGUGGCUUCCUCCACAAGACAACUUCUUGGUACGUUGCCGCAAAAUGAAGCUGUUGCGUUGUUACAAAAGCACUCCUCAGAGAUGAAUGUGAUUCAAAAGUGGUUUUCCUAG